This is a messenger RNA of Adineta steineri, 276 nucleotides long. NCBI's taxonomy places the organism in Eukaryota, Metazoa, Rotifera, Eurotatoria, Adinetida, Adinetidae. The record is from the annotation of a GenBank genome assembly.
AUGGCUACAAAUGAUAUUUUACGAACGAAAACUGAUGUUAAAGACAAACUCAUACGUCUCUGGCAAAGAAUAAAUCAGUGGAGACGAGAUAUUGUUGUGUAUCCAAGUGGUCAAGUUAUGAACGAAUAUUUUAAUUUGGUUGAACAAAUUAUGUUCACCGGGAACCAGAUAAGAACACGUUUUAAUGAAGAAUGGAUUAAACAAGAUUUGGAAGAAUUAGGUGAAAUGCAGCAAAGUGUGAAUCAGAUAUAUACUAAUUAUAUAACAGGUGGCUAA